UAUGACUGGCCAGGCCAAGUCGCACUGCGAUUGGCCUCAGCGGGUGCCGGUAACCCUCGCUAGCGGCUUUGGUUCCCCGCACUAUAGAUGUCAAAGGCUGAAGCUGCUCCCUUUGCCACAUUAUAACUAGUAGAGGAUCUUCAUCGACCAUGGCCACAGCUGCCUCGAAUCCCUACAGCAUUCUCAGUUCCAGCUCCCUCGUCCCUACGGACUCUGCAGGCAUGCAGCAGGGAAGUCCUUUCCGCAAUCCUCAGAAACUUCUCCAAAGUGACUACUUGCAAGGAGUUCCCAGCAAUGGGCACCCUCUAGGGCAUCACUGGGUGACCAGUCUGAGCGACGGGGGCCCAUGGUCCUCCACACUGGCUACCAGCCCCCUGGACCAGCAGGACGUGAAGCCAGGACGCGAAGAUCUGCAACUGGGCGCAAUCAUCCAUCACCGCUCGCCACACGUAGCCCACCACUCACCGCACACUAACCAUCCGAACGCCUGGGGAGCGAGCCCGGCUCCAAACUCGUCCAUCACGUCCAGCGGCCAACCCCUGAAUGUGUACUCGCAGCCAGGCUUCACGGUGAGCGGUAUGCUGGAGCAUGGGGGACUCACUCCACCACCAACUGCUGCCUCUACACAGAGCCUGCAUCCAGUGCUCCGGGAGCCUCCAGACCAUGGUGAGCUGGGCUCGCACCACUGCCAGGACCAUUCCGAUGAAGAGACUCCAACCUCUGAUGAGUUGGAACAGUUCGCCAAACAAUUCAAACAAAGAAGAAUCAAGUUGGGUUUCACCCAAGCCGACGUGGGGCUGGCACUGGGCACACUGUAUGGCAACGUGUUCUCGCAGACCACCAUCUGUAGAUUCGAGGCCUUGCAACUGAGCUUCAAGAAUAUGUGCAAGCUGAAACCCCUGCUAAAUAAGUGGCUCGAGGAGGCUGAUUCAUCCACAGGAAGCCCGACCAGCAUUGACAAGAUCGCCGCUCAGGGCCGUAAGCGCAAGAAGCGAACCUCUAUCGAGGUGAGUGUCAAGGGAGUACUGGAAACGCAUUUCCUCAAGUGUCCCAAGCCUGCAGCGCAGGAGAUCUCCUCCCUGGCAGACAGCCUCCAGUUGGAGAAAGAAGUGGUGCGCGUCUGGUUCUGUAACAGAAGACAAAAAGAAAAAAGAAUGACUCCGCCAGGGGAUCAGCAGCCACACGAGGUUUACUCGCACACGGUGAAAACAGAUGCGUCCUGCCAUGAUCUCUGACGAGGAGGAAGCCAAGAGGUGGCCCGCUGCCCUGGGAGCGGUGCGGAUAUCAUUUUCAUUCCCUAUCUUCCUUUCACCAUUACAUUCUUUAUCAUUGCUAUCUCUCUAGCUCGCUAUCUCUCUCUCUCUCUCUCUCUCUCUCUCUCUCUCUCUCUCUCUGUCUCUCUCUCUUCUUUCACAGGGGUUUCUAACUUACAUUAAAAAAGGAAACACACACACAUUCAGGCUUCUCAACUCUAAAACACAAUUAUUUUAAGCAGUCCAGGUAGCGACUUCAUAUUCCCUGCUGCCAGAGCAAUUUCUUUCGAACCUUUUCUGUUGAUCAAUACAUAUUGUUUACUCUGAGUAAGAUUUGUUUGGUUGCUCCUCUCUAAGAAGGACAAGGAGCUGGGGAAGGGGGUGGGGGUGGGAAAGGGUGGGAAGACAGAUGUGUGCCUAUGAAUAACCUUUCAGAGCCUUGGUUAUAGCAGCUGUAUUUCAGGUGAAACCUGUUUUACAAUAGACUAGUUUUGCAUUUUUUUAAAACUUCUAUAGCGUUUCUAAAUGUCCGCAGUGUUUUACUAAAAGCUGUACACAAUAUUUGUGAGAUAAUUUGUAUCUAAUCGACCACUCCACAUUAUUAUUGCUAUUAUUAUUAUUUCUUCAUUGAGCUGAUGGGUUUUUAAUUGCUUAAAAAGGGAGGGGAGGCUGGAAGGAGGAAAGAGAAAAAUGUUAACCUCCUGCACUCCCACACUUCGGAAUCUGCAUGGAGAAGAGAGGAUACAAGGAGAAAGUUGUUCGUGUUUCUAUUUUUCCUGGGGGGACUGAGUGCCUAUAUGGGCAGAACAAGCAAACGGAAUGGGUUUGCAAAGUAGCCUGAAGAGGCUAUUUCGCUGCUUUUGCCCCCACCCUCCUUUAUGGAACUGUGGAGUCCCUGUAGGUUUCCACAGCAUAGACCAUGGUGACCCAGAAGGAUUCAGCAGUGGCGCGAAGAAUGGGGCUGCCAGAAUUCUAAAUUCACCAAGGUCCUGAAUGCCUGUGCGUGAAGUUUCCCACAGGCUGCCAGCAUAGACGGGCUGACAACCUGCGCUACCCAACUCACGCUCUCCGAGAUGAAAGACUUCGUUCACAAAAGGUGGCUUUCACCGGAGACCACCGGAGAUGCAGGCGACAGAUUCUGCCAGCGCCUCCCAGUUCAGUUCACCUCCAGUUCACCGCUGGCUCUCAGGGUGAGAAACACUAUUGGUAGGGUGGUGAGGGGUGAGUGAACAGGCAUCUUCUGCUUAAUGCAGAGCGAAAAUAAAAUAAUUGGUAAAAGUCACGGAGAUUCUGGUCCAGCCGCACACCACCUCCUCCCUCUUGUAUAUACCAAGGUCCGAGUGAGCUGGUGGGAGACCAUCUCAGUGUCUUUGACAAGCACAACUGGUGGAAGCCCAUGGCAAAGAUUGAGAGAGCUAGGGAGCGCCUGGGCCGCUGAGUUUAUCCUUUUUUGUUGUUGUUUUUUCUUUUAAAAAUCUCUGUGUGUUUCUGUUCGUGUAUUGUGUGUGCGUGCAAAAGUGUGUGUGUGUGUGCGUGUGUUUGUGUGUGUGUGUAGAUAGCUGUGUGUAUCAUAUUACAGUAUUAAAAAUCCACAAAAACAAAACAAAACAAAAUCUCGCUAGGCUAUAUAUAGAUUCCAAAAUUAAGAGGUUACCGUGGCUUUAUGGCUAGCUUUCUCUCAUGUCCACAGGACAGGUUCACAGGUUCACCUCAUCCUGAACAAGCACUGUGUGCUGACCCAAUGAAGCGCCCAGACAUGCCCAGACAACCACUGCGGGCCUGAUCCCAGUGGAUCUCAGCAUACCAAGCUGAUCUCAGGAUUCAGCUUGCAGGCGCAGCUGUGUUAGACAAAGCUUCAGACUACCUAAGGACCAGAAAACCUUGUGCCCAUUGUAGAAGACUCGCUAGUAUGGGCUGCAAGGUUGACCACACUGUCUCUCCCCUUGCUGCAGUCGAAGAGCAUAUAUUAAUUCAAAUCCUGGAUCCUUUUGCGAUUUCAUUUUUGUCAAGCCUCUGCAUUCUCUUAGUCUUAGGUUUUAAUUCUGCGAUUUUAUUUUCCUUGUUGAAUUCAUGUUUCACAAAUAUUCAAAGGGAGGUGGGUUGUUUGAUCUUUUUUUUUUCUUUGCAGUUAAACGCUAUGGUUCAAACCUGAGUGAGCCCAAAUAUUUCUGCCGACUUUAUAAUUGUACAGUUUUGUAUAUUAAACGUUUUUGAAGUUAUUAAUUUAAAAAAGAUCAUUUAGUUUAUUCAUUUAGUAACUGAUGUAUAAUAAACGCUAUUUUCAUUAAGAGUUGCUUUUUCAACUAUUUUAUUCAAAUUGCCUAUUGCAGUUGCCAACAAUUAUUUAUUUUCAAUAAAUUCUGCAUUGUGUUUAAAUGGAAAUUGUUUCAAAGAUGAGUUGGGUGUCAAAACGAAAACAAUUCGCUGUAAUGUUUGAUGUGAACAGUUUUAGUCAAGGGGUUUAUAUUGACGCAAUAUUUUAUUGUUGCAAAAGAUUUAAAAGGUUUAAAUAAACA
Meriones unguiculatus (Mongolian gerbil) is the source of this 3769-nucleotide messenger RNA. RefSeq names its product POU class 3 homeobox 4 (gene Pou3f4). NCBI's taxonomy places the organism in Eukaryota, Metazoa, Chordata, Mammalia, Rodentia, Muridae. The transcript has a single exon. The record is from RefSeq and is a predicted model, not a curated record. Gene Ontology annotation, cellular component: nucleus. Gene Ontology annotation, biological process: brain development; regulation of transcription by RNA polymerase II. Gene Ontology annotation, molecular function: DNA-binding transcription factor activity, RNA polymerase II-specific; RNA polymerase II cis-regulatory region sequence-specific DNA binding. Bases 150 to 1235 code for a protein of 361 amino acids.